Messenger RNA from Amphibalanus amphitrite, 2442 nucleotides. RefSeq names its product putative L-aspartate dehydrogenase. Gene Ontology annotation, molecular function: L-aspartate dehydrogenase [NAD(P)+] activity; NADP binding. NCBI's taxonomy places the organism in Eukaryota, Metazoa, Arthropoda, Thecostraca, Balanomorpha, Balanidae. The record is from RefSeq and is a predicted model, not a curated record. Bases 191 to 1027 code for a protein of 278 amino acids. Gene Ontology annotation, biological process: NAD+ biosynthetic process. The transcript is spliced from 5 exons.
GUGUGAGCGAAGGUCUUGUUGAAGGUGAGCGCUAGCGCAGUCAGCCAUUGCUUUUCUGGGCGGUGGAUCGUGAGGGGCCGAGUUGGUGGGUUGCUGAAUACCUGCUGUGUGGCGUGUACCUACUACAUACUUACUUACAUACUUCAACAGAUUUCAAGUCUAAAACGAAAGAUCUCUGCAAGCUGCGAAAAUGAUGUCCAGAAGGCGUGUCGGGAUUGUUGGCUUCGGGAACUUAGGGCAGAGCAUCUUCAAUGCCAUUCUGAAUGAGCCAUCAUUGGAGGUGGUAUUUGUAUGGAACCGAACCAAGGAUGUUCUGAGGGGCAUAGGUGGCUUAGCUCUAGAUAAUCUGGAGCAGUUUGCUGAGAGGGAGCCUGAUCUGGUUGUUGAGGUAGCUCAUCCAUCCAUAACAGCUCGGUACGGCGCGCUGUUCCUGUCUGUCUGCGACUACCUGAUCGGCUCUCCGACGGCGCUGGCCGACGGCCUACUGGAGAAGGGACUGCGAGACGUAGCCUCCACAUCCGGACACGCCAUCUACAUCUCCGCCGGCGCGCUCUGGGGUGGCGAGGACAUCAAGAAGAUGGCCGAUCUGGACACACUCAAGGGUCUGCGUGUGACGAUGCGGAAGCACCCGGAGUCGUACCGUCUGACGGGUCAGCUGGCCGAGCUGGCCGCCGAGGCCGCCGAUUCUGACCAGGAGGUGACCCUGUACGAGGGACCGGUGCGCGAGCUCUGUCCGCUGGCGCCGCACAAUGUCAACACAAUGGCGGCCGCCGCGCUGGCCGCGCACAACCUCGGCUUCGACGGCGUCAUCGGCCGGCUGGUCGCCGACCCCAGCAUCCCGGACAUGCACAUUGUGGAGGUGGAGGUGACCGGUCCGGGCGAGCCGGGAGCGGAGUUCACCGUUCGCACCGUGAGGAACAACCCGGCCGCGCUGGGUGCCGUCACCGGCGCCGCCACGUUCUCGGCUUUCAUCUCCAGCGUCCGGCGUGCGCACGGCCGCGGCGCCGGCGGCAUCCACCUCUGCUGAGCGGCGUCCGGACGGAGCGCUACUGCACGCCGGAGAUGUGCGUUCGAGACUGCCCAGGACCGUCCAGUCUUCCAUCCGCGGUUCUGGCACCUCAAUGUGAGUGAUGCUCGUAUGGAGCGGGAGCCACUUGGAACUUUUGGAUCUGAGUUUAUUUCUGUCUUCGGAGAUGUCCUUCCGUUUGGUUUUGAUGGCCCCGAAGUGCGGUGGAAUGUCUGGGGAACGACUUGCGCGGCUUCGUUUGCUCUCUGACGUGUAAAAGGCAUGCCACUUGCGAUUUCUGCUCGUCUUUCGAAGCACGGUCUUUACAAGAUAGUUGCUCAUAUGGCUUGUGCCGGUGAUGUGGCCGCGUACUCGGUUGAUCUGUCUCAUCGAAUCCUCAUUGUUCUGACAGGUUACCUAUCUCGAAAUUAGGGUCGUUCAGUCCGUAGUAUUGUAGUAGUGAGCUAGUGAGUAGUUUGUGUGGGAAUGGGCUAGUGAGCGGCGUUAUAAAGUGCACAUUUUCUUCCUCAGAGCGAUAUCACAUGCUCUUUAAACCGGCUUGUCACAAGCGGUCGGGAGUUCGCCAGACUCCCGAGUCAGGAUAGAUGUGGAGCGAGUCAGGCUGUUUAGCUGAGCAGUUGCUGUGUCGUAGAACUAAGGUCACUCCACGGAAGUUUGCUAGAUCCGUUGUGUAGAACAAUAGGGCCUCAGUGUUGCUGGCGGUAGCUGCCACUGCUCUACUGGCUCAAGCGACACUAUUUGCUUGCAUAUCUUGGCACUGUGCCGGCCCCCCGGCCUUCUACUGCACGCCACGGGCACGCGCGCUUCUAGACCGGCCUGGACCGGCCGGCAGAUACCGGUGCUUCCUAGACUGCCUACCAGAGUCAGUGUCCUGCCAGUUCCGUCUUCAGUCCUGUAUACGGUAUGCGUAUGACUUGAUGCAAUGUGCAAUGCUUACAGCGGUGCUAUGUCAGCGGCUAAGUUAGGUGAUAACUUAAUCGCAAGUCAAAGCAAUACAGUCUCGUGUUUCUACAACAAUGUUAACAGAUAGUGGUACAAUGUAAUCUGGGCAUAUUUAUUUGGAGCCGGAAUGCCCUAGCUUGCCAGGUGCUUGGAAUGAAUAUGAUCUGAUUAUCAUGGCUCUUCCCACCGUCGUUUUUCUAUCUUUGUAGUGAGUAUCUCUCUCGUAUUGUGCCUUGGAGGACUGUCAGCAUUGUGUCGUAGUGCCAAAUGCAUUCCCAGGGCUGAUUUUCAUCGACUGAGUACGAUCCCAACAUCCCACCGCCCAGCGGUGCGGCUUCCCGGAAGACUUGUUUCCCUUUUGGGAUUGUGUUUUGUACAGCGUGUUCUCGGCUGUCGACUUUGUCGUCGCUUAUCCGCGUGAAUUAUCGGGGUGUGCAAUGUGCAAGCUUUGCUAAUAAAGUCAGUUUUUGCGG